AUGUCUGCCCCACCGGCUCCGAAAAAGGCAAGAAAAAGCGAAGCCAGCAAAGCGCAUGAAGACUCCAUACUUUGCGAUGACAAUGAAGAAGAUUCUCCAUUCACUUUAUAUUUUAUUGAAACUUCCGAUGGAGUACCUACAGAGCAAGAAAUUCGAAAUCUGAAAGAGACUUUUAAAAUUUCGAAAAAAGCCGGAGUGAUGCCUGAGUGGAUUGACUCAGGAUCUGUUGAGCACAUCAAAUCAUCAGACGAUUUCUUCGUGCUUCCUUGUUUCCGCGGAAAGUUGUUUCAAAAACUUCAAGAAAACAAACUGAAACUCUAUGGUCCACCAAUCAUUCGUGAAUGCCUGGAAGAGAUGAAAUCACUUCCACAAUGCACUCAUCCAGUUUUCUCCAGUGUGUUCGAUGGCGCUAGAAUUUCGUUCACAUCGUUGGACCCAGAAGAAAAGAAAGAUCUCGGCGAAAAAAUCGCUUGGAUGAAUGGUGUUUUUAAUAAGACUCUGUAUCAUGAGACAACCCAUCUAAUUUCUGGAAAAGCAGAGCAUACAGAAAAAUAUAAGAGUGCUGUGAAAAAUUCUAUUAAGUUGAUGCGAAAAGAAUGGGUUGAGCACUUAUGGCAGACAUCUCAAACGACAAUGGGGAAGUUUAGCGCUAUAGGGAGAGAUGCAGUCGAAUCUUACAAGUUGAGAGUUUUUGAAGGGCUUGAAAUAUCUAUUUCUUCAAUCGACGGAGUUGAUCGUACUAAUUUGAUUCAGUUGGUAGAAGAGCAUGGCGGCAGAGUUUCUGGAAAUAUGUCGAAAAAUAGAUGCAGUCAUCUGAUUACUGAUAAAACGAGUGGGCAAAAAUAUCUGAAAGCAUCCGAGUGGAAAACCGUUAGGAUUGUUCAAACAAGAUGGAUCAGAAAGUGUAUCGAUGCUGGUUCUCUCAUUUCAGAAGCCAAAUAUCAUCCAAAAUACUUGUCCGCCGAACAUUUCCGAUCAUCUACUCCGAAGAAAGACACAAGUGUUAUUGAAAGUGCUCCUGAUAUUUCUUCAAUUGUUGGCAACGGAGGUCGCCUGAUAAAUUCAUCAUUCAGUAUGUCCUCAUCGAUGACUCCGACAGAACAAUCGUUCCGUCAAUCAUGCUCUUCAUUUGUGUCAAUUUCAUCAACCUCAAAUGUUACCUCAAGUACCAUUAAUAAUGACAAAACUGUUGGAAAGAUUGGAGUAUCGCGGAAUAGUGACCAAUUCUCAACCCUUCCUCUUCGAAAAAGCUAUGUUCCAAUGGUUCGAAUUCCCACAUCGCAAAACAUCGAGCCGGUUCAAAAUUCAGCCGGAAACGAACUGGAUCUCAUCGCCAACGCUCGGAAACUGAUAGACGAUGGACUCAGAGAACUUUUUGAAAACUGCAUUUUCUACAUAAUUGGAAAGGACCAAGCAACGAAAGAAAGUUUGGUGCGACUAUUCAACGAUACCGGAGCUACUCGGGUCGCAAAGUUCGAAUCUGCAACCCAUGUCGUUGUUAUCAAUCCCAGCCAACAAGAUCGUGCAUCUUUAAGAAAGAUAGUUCAACAAGAAGACAUCAAUAUAGUGACCGUUCAAUGGGUUAUAGAAUGCGUGAAGAAAAGGAAAUUGGUGAAUUCUGAAGAUUUUCAUUGGACAGAAAAUAUGAUGGAUGAUAGCCAAUCACAAACCCUCAGCUACGAAUCUUCUCAGUUAUCUGACAGAACUUUUGGACCCAAUGAUACCACUGGUGUAUUUUCAAGUCGAACAUACAGUUUUCAUUCAUCUCUUCAUGGACAACCAAUCGUUGCCACGCUCAGUGAUCAGAUUGAGAAACUAGGAGGACAGAUAGAACCUGACCCGGAGAAAGCAGAUUUCGUUAUUUUCGGUCCUUCUGCACCGAUGCAUACAUUGCUUACAUACGAUAAAGUCAUCACAACUCUCUAUGUCGAUCAAUGUAUCAAUAUAGGACACUGUAUUCGCCUUGGUGCCCACGCACUUUUGGUUCCUCUCCCAAAGCCUCCUCUACUGCUUUUCCGAAAUCAACGAUUCGUUCUACGGGAAAAUUUUCCUCAUGUUCGUGGUUUCAUCAAGAGCAUUAUUGAAGAGAAUGGUGGGAUUGUCAUCAACGAAAUGGAUUCCAAUUCGUUUCAAAUUAUGGUUGGCGCUGGACAAGUCAGACAAGAACAUCGUUCUCGGACUGCUGACCUAUCAUGGAUUAUUUCUAGUGUGUGUCGUUGUCAGCUUCAACCGUUUAAAGAUCAUAUCUAUAAGGAAAAAACAGAGCCUUUAUUAGAAUUUGAGCGGGACGAUGACGUUUGGGCCAAGUGUGUGUUAGAUAGGAAUGAAUCAACCGAAGUGAUCGAACGAGAAUUGGAAGACAGAUAUAAAGUGGAAGAGCGCCCUUACGAAACUCGGAGCAGUGAUGGUAUUGCAAAUAUAACGGCCCCUUAUAGAAAUCCAUAUUUUCCGGAUCUCAGAAAGCCAUAUAAAAUGGAUCUGAAUCUGGAAAGUGCCAAUAGAUACAUUGAUGAUAUGGAAUCACCGCCCAGAGAAACCCCAGAAUCAACCAUGACCAACUCGCGAAUCGGAAGUAUCCUUCGUAGAGCUGUUGUUAACACUGGUCGCACUAUAGGAAAAGAGAACGAGGAUGAACCAAUGACUUGUGAAGUUAUAAAAUCGAGAGUUGUCGAGAAUCGAAGAACUGUUUCCAGCACUCCGGUGUUAGUGAGAGACUUAGAUCGUUCUAUGAGACACUAUGAGCCAAUGGACGAAUCAUUUGCUGACCAAAAUCAAGAACACGAAGAGUUAAAUCGUAUGUACGCCAUGCAUCCACGAUUUUUGUUGAGUAUAUCCAAUAUGAGCCCACAAGAGUCAGCAGACCUUCUAGAAGCAAUCAAGCAACUGGGUGGUCGAAUUGAGAAAGAUUACAACAGAGAUGUCACCCACCUUAUCACCAGCAAGAUGCAGAGAACACCAAAAGUACUUUGCUCUAUUGCGGCUGGGAAAUGGUGCCUAACACCGGAGUAUGUGACUAAAAGUACUGCAUCAGGUCGAUGGAUAGAUGAAAAGAAAUUUGAAUGGACUCCUGAUAAACUUCCUAAAACCGUUCCGGCUCGAGAGAGUCCUAAAGAACGUGAAAACAGGAUACAUUUCGAGAAAUUGGUUGCUGUGUGUAAGCCGUGGCGCAUUAGAAUUGAUGAAAUGCCGAUCACCUCUUCAGUUAGAAUGGAGAAUCGAACCAAUGGAGCUUUCACCGGAUGGCGAUGUGUGAUUCAUCAAGACGACAGAACGGCCCAGCUAAUAGCGAGUAUCUUAGAAGCUGGUGGAGCUGUUGUUCAUUCGAUCACCGAUUAUAUAGAGAUCACUGAUCUUGAACCGAAUAGAGUUUUCGCAGUCAAAGAUUUUAAAUGGAACGUUCAGAGUGCCGCUAUGUUAAAGCAAGAUAAAAUACCUCUAUACGUCAUCGACUUUGUCUACGAAUAUCUGGUCAACAAAGAUAACUUGGAUUAUUCAAAUUUGCUUCAUCCUGUCUACAAAAACCUUUAA
Caenorhabditis briggsae is the source of this 3528-nucleotide messenger RNA. It is a transcript of the gene Cbr-mus-101, whose product is annotated as Protein CBR-MUS-101. The transcript is spliced from 17 exons. Lineage: Eukaryota; Metazoa; Nematoda; Chromadorea; Rhabditida; Rhabditidae. Bases 1 to 3528 code for a protein of 1175 amino acids. Gene Ontology annotation, biological process: mitotic DNA replication checkpoint signaling; mitotic G2 DNA damage checkpoint signaling; DNA replication initiation. The record is from RefSeq and is a predicted model, not a curated record.